UUACUUCAAUAGGGGAAAUAUGGUCCAACUCUCACCACUCGGAUGAGUUAAAAGACGUGGAAUUACUGAGAUGUCCGCUCUGCGGCGUGCAGUUGGACUGUAUGCGGCCCCACUCAGCAACUCUGGUGGAUGUGCUCUUGGCCGUCUGCGCAGAGUAUAUGCCGCAGAUAACUGUAAUAGACGUGUGAUUCACAGAAACUCCGUGAGCUUUACCGUGCGCCAGCGAGGAAAGAAGUAUAGAAGUAGAAAAGAAUGAAGGGGAGACCCGCGAUACGCGCGAGUACACGCAAUUCGCACGAACGACAAAGCUUCCGUGCCGUUGACCAGCGAGAAUUGAACGCAUGCAAGAUACGGACGCGCACCGGAGGCGUUAAUGAAGGCGUUACUGUGUUGGGAGAGGGAAGAUAUGCGGCGAAGGACGAGAGACACAGGGGAGAGGAAAAGUGCCUGACGCGAUAGCAGCCGCUGGAGAGGGAGAGGUUCUCGGUACCUCCUCCAAGGCGGCGAUCGCGCCUAGCGGUACUUGUUCCCACGGCUGGUGUCCGAAGAGCACAACACCGCAAGCUUCGUGAUCGAAAGAAAAGAAAAAAGAACAGCCAAAUAAAGAAAAGGAGAAGGAAAGGGAGAAAAUGAGAAAUCUGUGGGCGCCGCAACGCGCAGAUUCGGUGUCAUACGCGCGCGCCUGCGCGAGCGCAUCUCGUUUCCUCUUAAAAAUCGUAUAUAUUUAAACAGCCGCCCAUCUCCAGUCACCGCCAGAACGAGAAAUUUCGCCGCCCACAGCAUAUCGGUCCCACUCGAGCGCACGCGCACGCAUCAACCAGGGAGGAGAGACAGAGCCGAGUUUAUAACAUCAUUGUGCGCGCAGUCCAUUCACCGAAGGCUUUAGAGGAAAAAAGCCAGAGGAAUCGUCUGAUUUUGGAAUAACGUAACUACAGGCAUCGUCGCUCUCACGUAAUCCAUCCGCUUCUUCCAGAAAAUCGGAUACCAAAACAGAGGUUCACCAUGAGCACCGACAUGAAGAUGGAGAAGACAGCCGCUACCACACCGGCCGACAUGCUGCCGCUCAAUGGCAAGACGGGUCUGCGCAAGCGCGACCUGGAUCUCAUCGACGCCAUGGACCUCAUCAAGCAGACCGAGUACGUGUCGCUCAGCAAGACGGACCUGCUGGACCACGAAAUCAUCACCUCCCACAGCACAACGGUCCAGCAGCAGCAGGCGGUGCAAAAAGAGUCUGAACAAGCCGCAAAGCCAGCCUUCAAGACUGAGGUGGUCUGGCGGAAUGUGGCCGUGUUCGCCCUGCUGCACUCUAUGGCCCUCUACGGGCUUUAUCUGGCCGUCACGCGCAAGGUCAUGUGGCAGACGGCGAUCUUCUCCUUCGUGUGGGGAAUCUGCGCGGGCCUCGGUGUCACAGCCGGAGCACACAGACUCUGGUCGCACCGCGCUUACAAGGCACGUUUCCCGCUCCGGGUGGUGCUUAUGAUCUUCAACUGCAUGGCUUGCCAGAACGACCUGUACGAGUGGACGCGUGACCACCGGGUGCACCACAAGUUCUCGGAGAGCGACGCCGACCCGCACAACGUGAACCGGGGCUUCUUUUUCGCGCACGUCGGCUGGCUCAUGUGCAAGAAGCAUCCGGACGUGAUGCGCAAGGGCAAGGCCGUGGACUGCUCGGACCUGCUCAAGGACCCCGUCAUUAGGUUCCAAAAGGCCUACUACGUGCCGCUGACUACCUUCUUCUGCUUCUACCUGUCGAGCGUGCUGCCGCACCACCUGUUCGGCGAGUCUUACUUGGUGGGCUUCUUCGUCGCCACCAUGCUGCGCUACGUGAUAUCGCUAAACUUCACCUGGCUGGUGAACAGCGCGGCCCACCUCUGGGGCAACCGACCCUACGACAAGAACAUCUCGCCGGCCGAGAACCGCUUCGUCUCGUGGGCCGCCAUCGGCGAAGGGUUCCACAAUUAUCACCACACGUUCCCCUGGGACUACUCGACCAGCGAGCUGGGAUGGAAGCUCAACUUCACCACGUUCUUCAUCGACACGAUGGCCAAGCUGGGGCUCGCCUACGACCUCAAGACGGUGCCCAAGGACGUGGUCGAGAAGCGGAAAGCCCGGACGGGUGAUCACAGCUACGACCACAUGAACGGCCACAACCACCACCACUGACGACGAACCGACGAGUGCCAGGGCAGCCGGCUGAGCCCGCGUGAAAACGUUUUCGCGUCUGCCGCGUUGAUACGUGGGUUGCCAUGAUAUACUCUUCUCGCAUCGCGGUUGCUCCUUUUUAUUUUUAUUUUGUCCCGCUGGCACUGCAACCCUGUUCAUCGACACACAGCAUCGGUAGCGACAAGACCUAAGUCUACUGGAGUGCCUAUCCAUACUCGUGAAGAGGAAAGUGCUGUACUGUUUCUGAUAAUAUUUUCGCAUUAAUUUCCGUUGGUUUUGUCCCACAGAUUAUAGCAAUGAACGGUGAUGCCUUAGCCGCAUGCUGUCUUCUAUGCACGAUUUAGAUGCGCUGUGAUGAUGCGGUCGGUAUUUAAAUGGCAUGAGCUUGAUUAGAAGUUUCUGAUAUACUUGGGUCAGAGUUGCACGUCUUGUACCACGUCCACAAGACGGUAGCAUUCAAAGGUUUCUGGGAGGAGCGAGUUAUUUAUACACAAGAAAGGAUAUGGCCGGACGUAAAUUCUCAAAGUCAAGGAGGAAAACAAGGUUGAAACCAGUGACGCUUCUGCCUUCUGAACUGAUACAAGUGAGAACAGCAAUGUGCGAAAUGGUUGCUCAAGUAUUCCUUCUUUAAUAUAAUUACUAUCUUGCAGGUUCAAAACUAUGUGACAUUAGUUCUACCUGAGUGCUGCGAGCCCUGUGCAAUGCAUUUGAGAAGCACUGCACCAUGAUAUCUCAGCAUAGACGACAACGUGCUCAGUCAAAUUACUUUUUUAACUGGUCUUUGCAUUUGUGUGCGUGCUUUUGACGUCGACUUGUGCCUGUGCCGAUCGUGAAGGGUGGCCAAUUGUUCACUCUUGCUCAAAACUUCACCGACGAGUGACGGGGUGUAAUCAGUGGCCUCAGCUCUCCCUUGUUAAGGAAAACACAAACACACACCUGCCCCCCCCCCCCCCCCCCCCGACACGCACACAAAUAUAUCUGAACGCCACGUAUCACGUGCCUUAUUACGUCUUUGUUUACGAAUUCUGGACGCAUCUGCGAUGCAUCGAUUCCAAACAUCGAGGUACAUGUUUGUUUAGCUCCCAACUACACGCGCUACGCUUUUUCGCUUUGUCUUUGGGCGCAUUACUUCACUCAUUCCUAUCGUUGAGCUGACCACAUAGUGUGUAGCAUGACGUAUGUCUGGCUUUCCUCAAGCUGUGGAGAAAUCCAAACCAGGAAAACUAGCGAGUAAUAAUGCGUCCUCGAGAAAUCACCUCUCCCCAUCCUACCCUCCUCCCGAUUGCAGGCAAGUGUCCUUUCCUUCUCGUUGCGGAAUUAGAACCAUGUCGCUUAGGCUAGCGUACCAAACAUGCGCAUCGCUGUCCUAUAUUACUUUCCCUGUUGUUGCUUGCGCUUUAUCAUUUGCCAUGUUAGCGCCUUCUUCCUGCAGCGUGCGUUAUGUCCUCCUUUCCUUUAUGCUUCUGUUGCCCAGCCUGCCGUUAUAUUCAGCAUUUUUCUCUUACGUAGGUGUCUGGCAAUGUUCUCUGGAGACAUGCGAAGCACUAUCGCGCGUUGUAAAUACAGCUGAUAUGUGAUUUAGUGAACAAAAUCAUAUUAUAUGUUUGUACAUACAGGAAGUGCAUAAGACCGAGGAAAAUAGUUUGAUGUUUGACUAGCUAGAAUGUGUCAAGCGAGAUUGUUGCUGUGCUGCUCACGUAAAGUCGAAGUCUGAAUAAAAAGAUAACAUUUA
Messenger RNA from Dermacentor andersoni, 3895 nucleotides. Its product is annotated as acyl-CoA Delta-9 desaturase-like. The record is from RefSeq and is a predicted model, not a curated record. Gene Ontology annotation, biological process: unsaturated fatty acid biosynthetic process. Lineage: Eukaryota; Metazoa; Arthropoda; Arachnida; Ixodida; Ixodidae. Gene Ontology annotation, cellular component: endoplasmic reticulum membrane. Gene Ontology annotation, molecular function: stearoyl-CoA 9-desaturase activity; iron ion binding.